This is a messenger RNA of Momordica charantia (bitter melon), 1301 nucleotides long. Its product is annotated as THO complex subunit 7A. Gene Ontology annotation, cellular component: THO complex part of transcription export complex. Gene Ontology annotation, biological process: mRNA processing; mRNA export from nucleus. The record is from RefSeq and is a predicted model, not a curated record. Lineage: Eukaryota; Viridiplantae; Streptophyta; Magnoliopsida; Cucurbitales; Cucurbitaceae.
UCACUCUUUCAAGAAAAGAAAAAAAACAUAUGAAUGAAGGGUUUGAAUUCGUAUCCUAUUUCAAUUAUAAUAUGAUACUUAAUAAAAUUAGAAAUUGAAUUUAUUUGGAUCCGGUGAGGUGUGUUUAUAGUAAAUCUCGUGAGCCUGGAUUUUCUGAACGAUCAAGACCUGAUCUUGUUCAACAUCCAGAAUGGGGCAGCCCUAGGGUAGAAUGGCGACACCAGUUUCAAUCUCAAUGUUUCUGCCGACCUAAAAACCUAGCUGGAAGAAUCACUUCUGAGCGAAUAAUUCUCCGAUCCAAGUACAACGUUUGUCCUCCAUUUCUUUCUUCUUUGUUUGUGUUCCAGGAUCUGAGUAAACAGUUGAUUAUGUCGGUGAGAGGGAGGAAGGUCUCCGCCCGAGGAGAAGCGGUGGCGGCGAAUUAUGCUUUUGGACCACUCGAGGAUGACGUUAUUAUAAAACACAGGCUUCUCACCCGGACGACGACCACGAGGGGGGAGCCUCCGUUGAAGAAGCUCCAGAAGAAAUUCACUUCCUUUGUUAUUGAGAUUGAAAAGGAUGGGAGUAACUAUGAUGACUGCGAAAAGCUUUCCAGAGCUUUCUUACAAGAGCUGUCCACAUUUGAGAUUCCUUUGCUCAAGAGCAAAGCAGUUGUCGAUGCAAAUAUUAGAGAAAAGGAGAGCUUCCAUGAGUUCAAGGAUGAGAUAAACAGGCAAAUUUUGUUAGCCCAGGAUGAUAUUGAAGAUCUUAAGAAGCAGCUUGAAGAAAGCAAAAUCGAGAGGCAACACAAGGAGGAGUGCGAGGCAAUUAGGAAACUUAUUGCAGCACAGCCGCCCAGGUCUGUGACACAAAAGAUUAUUAUGGAGCUAGAGAAAGAGAUUGCUGCACUUGAUGCGGAGAACACUGCUAGUUCAAGGAUGCUGGAGCUUCGCAAGAAACAAUUUUCUCUUUUGUUGCACGUGGUGGACGAGUUGCAGAAUACCAUAGAGGAUGAACAGAAGAGUUUAAUGGAGGAAAUGAGAAUCACGGCUGAGGAGCAUAAGAUUGGUGUAGAUGAUGCUAGUGGAGGCUUGGAAGCCAUGGCUGUUGACUGAGAGGUCUCGAUUUCUCUUAGAUGUUCUGGUGUAGAACUUGUAUGCAUAUUCUUUAAAAUUCGGUAUUAUAGCGAUCACGUUAUCUGGAAAUUUUGCGGAGAUCUUCUCCUCUAAGGUCAAUCGAAUCGAGUAGAAUAUUGUUCUUAUUCAUAGGCAUUGUAUGCAAAAAUACAUAAUUAGUAAAGGAGUAGAUCUUGUUCCCAUUGA